CACUUUGCUUGAACCCUGGAAGAAGUAGCACCUAAUCUUUUCUCUGGCACGGGAUAAUAUUGAAAAGGAUACAUUGGACAGAAAAAAGAUCAAAAAUGAACCAGCUCUGGAUCACUCUCUUCUUGCUCUGCCCAGCUGUGAUUGACGGAGGUAAAGUUCUUGUCUUCCCAUUGGACGGGAGCCACUGGGUGAACAUGAAAGUCAUCAUUGAGGAACUCCAUGCAAGGGGCCACCAAGUUACGGUGGUGAGAACAACAGACAGCUGGUACAUCAAGGAAACCUCCCCAUUAUACACUUCAAUUACACUCGAAUCGGAGUCAGGAUUUGGUGAAGACUUUGCAAAAACGUUCGUGACCCAGUUGCUGGAAAUCCAGAGAGCAGGGAAGUCUGCCUGGACACGUUUCAAACUGGAAAUGGAACAAGCACAAAUGGCUGCAGUGCUGCAUGAGAAAACGGUCACAAUGCUUGAGCAGCUUUUUGAAAACAAAGAUCUUAUACAGUCGCUGAAGGAUGCCGAAUAUGACCUCGUCCUUGCAGACCCUGCCAUACCAGGGGGGGUCCUGCUUGCCCACUACCUAAAGCUGCCUCUUGUUUUCAAUGUCAGAUGGACCAGUCAAGGUGAAGGUCACUUUUCAAUCGCACCCACUCCUCUCUCUUAUGUUCCAUUAACAGGGACUGUGCUUUCAGAUAAAAUGAGCUUUCUUGAGAGGGUUUUUAAUGUCUUUGUUUUUGGUUUCGCAGAAUAUCAAAUUGCCUAUUAUGUUUUACCAUAUUAUGUUGGCCUGAUUGAUAAAUAUUUAGGUCCAGAUGCAGACUAUUUAUCCCUGUUUCAAGCUGCUGACAUCUGGCUGAUGAGAGUGGACUUUGUGUUUGAGUUUCCUCGUCCCACCAUGCCUAAUGUUGUCUACAUGGGAGGGUUCCAGUGCAAACCAGCAAAACCUCUUCCUGAGCACCUGGAGGAGUUUGUGCAAAGUUCUGGAGAGCAUGGGGUCAUCAUCAUGUCUCUGGGGACUUUGAUUGGAGAGCUUCCCCAUGACCUAGCUGAGGAGAUCGCUGCAGCGUUUGCUAAACUACCACAGAAAGUCAUCUGGAGAUACAAAGGUGCCAGACCAGCCACUCUGGGCAACAACACUCUGCUAGUGGACUGGAUGCCACAGAAUGACCUUUUAGGACAUCCCAAGACAAAAGCAUUUGUGGCUCAUGGAGGAACAAAUGGAGUCCAAGAAGCUUUGUAUCACGGAGUUCCUAUCGUAGGACUUCCAUUGAUUUUUGAUCAGCCUGAUAAUCUAUACAGAAUAGAAGUAAGAGGAGCCGGGAAGAUAGUUGAUAUUUUUAGCAUGACUGGGGAAAUCUUCUAUCAAGGAAUCCAGGAAGUCCUGAAUGAGCCCUCCUACAGGUUGAACAUGCAGAGACUCUCCAGGCUGCACAGAGAUCAGCCAAUGAAGCCGCUGGAUACAGCCCUCUUCUGGAUAGAGUUUGUCAUGAGGCACAAAGGUGCAGCUCACCUGAGAACAGAGUCCUACAGACUGCCCUGGUACUCAUACCACUCUGUAGAUGUGAUUUUGUUCCUGGCUGGAGCUGUGUUGCUCAUGCUGUUCACUUUUGUCCUUUUCAUCAGGUGUUUGUGCACUACAAUGUGUAAAUCGAAAGUGAAACGUGAGUAAGCAUUCAAGGGAAAGGCAUUGUGCACAUUGAUUAAAAAUAACUUGGUGAUAUGUACAUUUAUUUUUGGAUUGGUAUUAUAAACUAAUGUGACAUUUGUUUGUCUGCCUGCUUGUGCAACAUUUGACGUUAUGUUGUGUGUUAUUUGUAUUAAUUAGAAGUCGCUGGAUAACUCAAUAGUGUUGGGAACAUAAGUAAAACACUUGGAAUUAAUGUCAAAUUAGAUACGUUUUACAAAUCAACGUGAGGAUAUUUACAAUCUAAUCUUUGUUGCAGGGCAUUUUGCAGGAGUGCUUGUAACAACCAGAAGUACUCCGAAAAACCUGGAACAUUAACUUUAAUUACAUGUGUUGCGUCAACACAUUUCACAUAACUGUAUUAGGUGAAAGUCAACGUUUCACUUUCUGCAGUGUAGCUCUAUAAAUAUAAACGCGUCAUUGGAAGACAUUCACAGCAUUUGUUUGUUCAGGUCUGAUUUCUCCUGGAGAAAAUGACAUGUGUUUUCAGAUUCAUUCAUUCCCUCAUCUUGGCUCUGUGUUGUGGGACCGUUUGAAAUCUCUAAGCACCAGGCAGAGCGUCUGUAUUUUGACCCUACAGAUGUAAAUGCACCUGAGAAAAGUAAAGUGCUCCUGCUGAGCCACCGCCUUUGUUUGGCAUUAGUACUUUUUGUGUAACAUUAGAAUAGCAAUUAUUUGACCAAACUGGAUCUGCAAAUGGUGAGCUGUGAAGAACCUGACAAUAAAUGUGUUUGUUUGUCUUCAAACUGGUUAUUUAUUGGAAGCACACAUCACUCCCACAAUAACAGCUUCUCAGUGCCGUUUUGAAGCGCAAAUAC
Eleginops maclovinus (Patagonian blennie) is the source of this 2497-nucleotide messenger RNA. RefSeq names its product UDP-glucuronosyltransferase 2A3-like. The record is from RefSeq and is a predicted model, not a curated record. The transcript has 2 exons. Gene Ontology annotation, molecular function: UDP-glycosyltransferase activity. NCBI's taxonomy places the organism in Eukaryota, Metazoa, Chordata, Actinopteri, Perciformes, Eleginopidae. The coding region runs from base 96 to 1664 and encodes 522 amino acids.